This is a messenger RNA of Meriones unguiculatus (Mongolian gerbil), 6464 nucleotides long. It is a transcript of the gene Adcy5, whose product is annotated as adenylate cyclase 5. The coding region runs from base 550 to 4344 and encodes 1264 amino acids. Lineage: Eukaryota; Metazoa; Chordata; Mammalia; Rodentia; Muridae. Gene Ontology annotation, molecular function: adenylate cyclase activity. The record is from RefSeq and is a predicted model, not a curated record. The transcript is spliced from 21 exons. Gene Ontology annotation, biological process: adenylate cyclase-inhibiting G protein-coupled receptor signaling pathway; adenylate cyclase-activating G protein-coupled receptor signaling pathway; intracellular signal transduction. Gene Ontology annotation, cellular component: plasma membrane.
GGCACCCGCUGCGUCUCGGGGCCGGGACCCCUGCCGAGCCGCCUUCGCCGCCACCUCUCCGGGAGAGCUGCCGCGCUCCUCUUAGGCACCAGCCGCCGAGAGCGCCGCGCCCGGGGAGCUGCCAGCUUCGGAGAGGCGCCGCCCGCAAGGACACCUCUCCGUCCCGACUGCUCCGCAACUCCCGGCCCUCGCCGAGCUCCACGCGAGCCAGGAGUCCGGACCUCUCGGCGCGCAGCGCGGCGGCCGGAGCUGUCCCCCCGCUGUCCCCCUCUCGGAGCCAACUCCGUCUCGGACCUGGGACUCUGGACUCUUUGAUCCGCAGCUACUUCUCACCUCGGGGCUGCGCUGUCUCCCCGCUAGCCUUCCCGUUGUCCUCCACCGCUCAGGACGGGGGUGCCACGAUGUCCCGCUGCUGCGCAGGGCCCCGGGCCUCCCUCGACGUGUGACCCUAGCCUGGUCCCCCUGCUUGGCCAUCCGCCCUCUCCUUGGAGACCCCCGGCCCGGCCUCCGGGGGAAGAGGAAGAAGACGACGACGAGGCCGAGGGGGGGAUGUCCGGCUCCAAAAGCGUGAGCCCCCCGGGCUACGCUGCACAGACAGCGGCGUCGCCGGCGCCCCGGGGAGGCCCGGAGCAUCGCGCCGCCUGGGGAGAAGCCGACUCCCGCGCCAACGGCUACCCCCACGCCCCCGGGGGGUCGACCCGAGGCUCCACCAAGAGAUCCGGGGGGGCGGUGACCCCACAGCAGCAGCAACGCCUGGCCAGCCGCUGGCGCGGCGACGACGACGACGACGACCCUCCGCUAAGCGGGGAUGACCCCCUCGCCGGGGGCUUCGGCUUCAGCUUCCGUUCCAAGUCCGCCUGGCAGGAGCGCGGCGGCGACGACGGCGGUCGCGGCAGCCGGCGGCAGCGGCGGGGCGCGGCUGGAGGGGGCAGCACCCGGGCGCCCCCUGCGGGCGGCGGCGGUGGCGGCGGUUCGGCGGCGGCCGCGGCGGCCUCAGGUGGGACGGAGGUGCGCCCCCGCUCGGUGGAGCUGGGCCUGGAGGAGCGUCGGGGCAAAGGCCGGGCGGCCGACGAGUUGGAGCCCGGCCCUGGCGCCGUCGAGGAUGGAGACGGGUCCGGGGAUGGCGGCAGUUCGGUGGCGUCGGGCUCCGGCACCGGCGCGGUGCUGUCGCUGGGCACCUGCUGCCUGGCCUUGCUGCAGAUAUUCCGCUCCAAGAAGUUCCCGUCGGACAAACUGGAGCGGCUGUACCAGCGCUACUUCUUCCGCCUGAACCAGAGCAGCCUCACCAUGCUCAUGGCCGUGCUGGUGCUCGUGUGCCUGGUCAUGCUGGCCUUCCACGCUGCGAGGCCUCCGCUCCAGCUACCCUAUCUGGUCGUGUUGGCAGCUGCCGUGGGCGUGAUCCUCGUCAUGGCCGUGCUCUGCAACCGCGCAGCCUUCCACCAGGACCACAUGGGCCUGGCCUGCUAUGCGCUCAUUGCUGUGGUGCUGGCCGUCCAGGUAGUGGGCUUGUUGCUGCCGCAGCCGCGCAGCGCCUCCGAGGGCAUCUGGUGGACUGUGUUCUUCAUCUAUACCAUCUACACCCUGCUGCCUGUUCGCAUGAGGGCCGCGGUGCUCAGCGGGGUGCUUCUGUCGGCCCUCCACCUGGCCAUCUCUCUGCACACCAACGCCCAGGACCAGUUUCUGCUGAAGCAGCUUGUCUCCAAUGCCCUCAUCUUCUCCUGCACCAACAUCGUGGGUGUCUGCACUCACUACCCGGCUGAGGUCUCCCAGAGACAGGCCUUUCAGGAGACCCGGGAGUGUAUCCAGGCUCGGCUCCACUCGCAGCGGGAGAACCAGCAGCAGGAGCGUCUCCUGCUGUCUGUCCUUCCCCGUCAUGUUGCCAUGGAGAUGAAAGCAGACAUCAACGCCAAGCAGGAGGAUAUGAUGUUCCACAAGAUUUACAUCCAGAAACAUGACAAUGUGAGCAUCCUGUUUGCUGACAUCGAGGGCUUCACCAGCCUGGCAUCCCAGUGUACUGCCCAAGAACUGGUCAUGACCCUCAAUGAGCUCUUCGCCCGCUUUGACAAGUUGGCUGCGGAGAACCACUGUUUACGGAUUAAGAUCCUCGGGGAUUGCUACUACUGCGUCUCCGGGCUGCCUGAAGCCAGGGCUGAUCACGCCCACUGCUGCGUAGAGAUGGGCUUGGACAUGAUCGAGGCCAUCUCGUUGGUCCGGGAGGUGACGGGGGUGAACGUGAACAUGCGUGUGGGAAUCCACAGCGGGAGAGUGCACUGUGGCGUCCUCGGUCUCAGGAAGUGGCAGUUCGACGUGUGGUCCAACGAUGUCACACUGGCCAACCACAUGGAGGCUGGUGGCAAGGCAGGACGCAUCCACAUUACCAAGGCCACGCUCAACUACCUGAAUGGGGACUAUGAGGUGGAGCCGGGCUGUGGUGGCGAGCGCAAUGCCUACCUCAAGGAACACAGCAUUGAGACCUUCCUCAUCCUGCGCUGUACCCAGAAGCGGAAAGAAGAGAAAGCCAUGAUCGCCAAGAUGAACCGCCCCAGAACCAACUCCAUCGGACACAAUCCGCCCCACUGGGGAGCCGAGCGCCCCUUCUACAACCAUUUGGGUGGCAACCAGGUGUCCAAGGAGAUGAAGAGGAUGGGCUUUGAAGACCCUAAGGACAAGAACGCCCAGGAAAGUGCGAACCCUGAGGAUGAAGUGGAUGAGUUCCUGGGCCGCGCCAUCGAUGCCAGGAGCAUCGACAGACUGCGGUCCGAACAUGUCCGCAAGUUCCUCCUGACCUUCAGGGAGCCCGACUUAGAGAAGAAGUACUCCAAGCAGGUGGAUGACCGAUUCGGUGCCUAUGUGGCGUGCGCCUCGCUCGUUUUCCUCUUCAUCUGCUUCGUCCAGAUCACCGUCAUGCCCCACUCCCUGUUCAUGCUGAGUUUCUACCUGUCAUGUUUCCUGCUGCUGGCCUUGGUGGUGUUUGUGUCUGUGAUCUAUGCCUGUGUGAAGCUCUUCCCUCCCCCCCUGCAGAUGCUCUCCCGGAAGAUUGUACGAUCCAAGAUGAACAGCACCCUGGUCGGGGUGUUCACCAUCACGCUGGUGUUCCUCUCAGCUUUUGUCAACAUGUUCAUGUGCAACCCUAAGAACCUGGUGGGCUGCCUGGCAGAGGAGCACAACAUCACCGUGAACCAGGUCAACGCAUGCCACGUGGUGGAAUCGGCCUUCAAUUACAGCCUGGGCGACGAGCAGGGCUUCUGUGGCAGCUCCCGGCCCAACUGCAACUUCCCAGAGUACUUCACUUACAGUGUGCUGCUCAGCCUGCUGGCCUGCUCCGUGUUCCUGCAGAUCAGCUGCAUCCGGAAGCUGGUGCUCAUGUUGGCCAUCGAGUGUAUCUACGUGCUCAUAGUCGAGGUGCCCGGUGUCACGCUCUUCGACAAUGCUGACCUUCUGGUCACCGCCAAUGCCAUAGACUUCAGCAACAAUGGGACCUCCCAAUGCCCCGAGCACGCGACCAAGGUGGCACUGAAGGUGGUGACGCCGAUCAUCAUCUCCGUCUUCGUGCUGGCCCUGUACCUGCAUGCCCAGCAGGUGGAGUCCACUGCUCGCCUGGACUUCCUCUGGAAACUGCAGGCCACGGAGGAGAAGGAGGAGAUGGAGGAGCUGCAGGCCUACAACCGGCGCCUGCUGCACAACAUUCUGCCCAAGGACGUGGCUGCGCACUUCCUGGCCCGAGAGCGGCGCAAUGACGAGCUGUACUACCAGUCCUGCGAGUGCGUGGCCGUCAUGUUCGCCUCCAUCGCCAACUUCUCCGAAUUCUACGUGGAGCUGGAGGCCAACAACGAGGGCGUCGAGUGCCUGCGGCUGCUCAAUGAGAUCAUUGCAGACUUUGAUGAGAUCAUCAGUGAGGAUCGGUUCAGGCAGCUGGAAAAGAUCAAGACCAUAGGUAGCACCUACAUGGCUGCCUCUGGCCUCAACGACUCCACCUAUGACAAGGCAGGCAAGACCCACAUCAAGGCUCUUGCAGACUUCGCCAUGAAGCUGAUGGACCAAAUGAAGUACAUCAAUGAGCACUCCUUCAACAACUUCCAGAUGAAGAUCGGGCUCAACAUUGGACCCGUAGUGGCUGGGGUCAUCGGGGCUCGCAAGCCUCAGUAUGAUAUCUGGGGCAAUACAGUAAAUGUGGCCAGCCGAAUGGACAGCACUGGGGUGCCUGACCGCAUCCAGGUCACCACAGAUAUGUACCAGGUGCUGGCCGCCAACACAUACCAGCUGGAGUGCCGGGGUGUGGUCAAGGUGAAGGGCAAGGGUGAGAUGAUGACCUACUUCCUCAAUGGAGGGCCUCCCCUCAGUUAGCAGAUACCAGCCAGAGGUGCCAGCAUCCUGGCCUCCAGAGGAAUGGAACAGCUUCUUCGUGCACCGUGGGUAGAUGGGGCCUGUGCUCCAGUCUCACAGCUGUGCUGGUAAAAUUUCCACUUUGACUCAGAAGCAACUUCUGCCUUUGCUGGUGGGCAUGGCCUCUGGCCUGGGCCCAGGGUGUCAGCGUCCUGCGGGCACCAAGCUGACCAAAGAUGUUUCCCUUGGCAGAAGAUUCCGCUAGACUCAAGUUGAGCCUUGAGUUUUCUGACAGCUGCUGCUGCUGCUGCAUGGUGGAGGUGCCUUCACUGGCAGUGCCCUGUGGCACACGGUGGCUGGCCUGAGGACAGGUCUUGGCCAUGAUGGGGAGGUAGGCAGGCUCGAAGCUGGCCUGGGGGCCUCAAGGGUCUGCUCUUCCACCGUGGAGAAGCCAUGCCCCCUGGCAGGGCUUUGGGGACAGGAAUGCAGGAACUGGAGAGGUGUGGCCUGUGCCGUCCUCUCCCCACACCUCCAUGCACACAGACGAUACCCUGUAAGGGAAACAGGACUAUUUGACAAGGGGGAGGCAAGAGGACACCAGGCAAGGAGCGGUGGGCUCUGAGCAAAAGAAAAUAUUUAUUAAAUAAAACAAAACAAGUUUUCUGUGCCCUUCUUUAGACCAUGCUAGUUGUAUGCGUGUGAGAGACACACAAGCAAUCGAGGAUGCACUGGGGUAGGGAGGUGGGAACCCCAACUUGUCUUUUUGUAUUUUUUAUUUUGUAUUAUUGAAACCUGGGAGAUCUAAUAUGCCAAAUUCUAUAUUUUGUAAAUUCUCUAUAUUAGGAAACAGCUGUGCCCGGCAGGGCAUUUCUGCUCCUCUGUACUGUACGUGUGUCUGUGUGUGUACUGGUGUGCGUGGGUGUUUUUCUCAUUUUAGACUUGGCAGUUGUUUUUUCUUUUCUUUUCUUUCUUUCUUUCUUUUUUUUUUUUUUUUUUUAGGCACAGCCAGAGCAGGGGUGUGUGUUCUUUGGGGGUACCACACUUUCCAGUUAAGUAGAAGACACAGGGACCAUGCUGGUCCCUCUUCUUCUAACCCCUGCCUGCAUACAUCCCACUUUCCAAGUAAAUCAAUGCCAACAGAACGGAAGCCAAAGGCGCUGCUCCCGUCCCAGGGGGUGUCAGAAGCGUUCUCCACUUACUAGUGCUUUUUCUCCCCAGAGAUGGUGCAUGAGGUCCCCUCCCCUCCCAGAGGAGCUCCUACAGGUUCCUGGGUACUCUGUGGUGGCUGGGGCUGGAGGAAGUCCAGGCUUUUUGGCACACUCAUCUGGCCCAGGUGCAGGGGCCUGUCUUGGAAUGGGUGCCUGUGACCUGGGACGGGGGUGUAGCCUUGCCUUCCACCUGCCGACACAGGAGAGGGAAAAGCCCCAGGGAAAAAUCAGCAAAAAUUUUGUCUAGUUUUGGUGGGAGGGGACAGUUAAAUGUACUGAGGGGAAAAUACUAUUUUUAUAACUCCUAAGAGCAUGUUUGGAAAAUGAUCUACUACCAGAGAUAAACUUGAACAGCGUCCUUACUGUCUGUCCCCAGAUCUUCUCACUGCUUCUCAGGGUGCAGUCAUUCUCCCCUUCAACAGGAGAGUAAAGGUGAGGUGGCAGCUAUGUGCCAGCUCAGUGUUAGUGUGAUGCCUGACUUCACCCCUCCCAUGUUGGAACCCAGUCCCGGGGAAAGGAAGUACGGGCCCAGAGCUGCCGCAGCUGCCUCUGGUCUGUGCCCCGCCACUCCACCCCCGAGUCCUGCGCUGCCCUCACCUCUGGCCCAGGGGGCUGCUUCUCUCGCAUUCUUCUCAGUUCCCAGCCCUCCACAUGUCCCGCCAGUGCCAGUGGGGUUUUGUUUGGCUUCCGGCCAGAGUGCAGUGUGCGUGCUGAGUUUAUACUGUGUUCUCCCGUGGGGCGGGGCCUCGUGGAGGCUCCCCCCCCCGUUCCGGCAGUGACUGGUGACGGCGUGCAGUGCUAGCUCUUCGUUCCCUCUAAGGGGUGUGCACUCUUUUUAUUCCUGCUCUUGCAAAAAUGAUACAAUUAUGAUUUCCCAUGGAAAUUGAAAAGUCUAUUUAAAUAAUUUAACUAUUAAAAACACUUUCACUGGUA